GGAAGGGGGGGGGAGACACACACACACAGGCUUGACGCACACACUGGCUGCGCACACGCACGCAGAGCAGAGCGCACGGACGCACACACACAUUUGAGGCUGCGCACAUUCAAUUCUUUUCACAUAGACACACACACACACACACACAGGGACACAAUUUCAGUCUCUUUCUUUCUCCACGCACACACAUUUUCAAGCUCACACAUUUGCAGCCCGUUUAUUCUGCACACGCUCACAAACGACAAUGACUCCUUUACAGUUGGACUUAACCAUUUGUGUGUGUGUGAGUUUGUGCGUGUGCACACCGAGAGGUCAGAGGUCACUUAUAAUCAGAUUAUUCCACCCUUUCUGAUAUUUCGAGGCCUCUGCUUGGACCUGAGAUCUGCCUUACGUGAACUUUUUUGCCUAUUGAGUGCCCUCCGUGGAAGCACUGGGGUCACGACCUGGCCUUGAAACCGACGCUGACGAGCUACAAAUAGCGGCCUCGGUUCACUCGAUGUCAGAUGUUGUGGUGUCCCUGGUGGGGAUUCGGCGCUUGCUUGCUCAGGGGCACGUCAUCACCUGAGGAAAAGGGAAUUCCACAAAGGAAGACGAAGAAGAUGGCAGCUUGUUCUUUGUUUCCUCUUUUGUUUGCAGCAUUGUGUCAUCGCCAUCUCCAUAUAAAAGAUAAGACGUAGCCACCGUGAUGUCACCAGAGCAAAACGUGGCGACCACGCAGAACUAACUAGCUUCCUGUGCAACAAAGCCCACCUGAGUGUGUGUGAGUGAGUGUGUGUGUGCGCUUGUAUGUAUAUGUGUGCGUGAGGUCAUGUCGGGCAUGACGAGUGGCGUGUGUGUGGACAGUGACCUCUCCUCGAUGCUCCAGAGAAGCUCAGCCCCCUCGCACCAUCACCCGAAUCACCAUGGCUACGGCGGACAGGGACAGGUGUCGGGCCUGGCUCCCAUGCUGGACUACACUACAGAAAUGGAUCGUUACCGCUCCUCCAUCGCCAGUUUCUACAAGACCAACGUCAACAUGAACAUGAACGUUACAAACUUCCCUCAGUCAGCCAAACUGGCCGCCCGCUUGGCCGCGGCUGCCCCCAUCUUCCCUCCCACCGCUGCCAGGCUUGGGGCUAUGGCGACGACGCCCUGGGGUUGCCACGACAACAUGAACAUGAACAUGAACCACCCGGCGGCAAUGUUCUGGGGCCGACCUAAACCCGUGGCGGCCACGCCGACGCACCACCCCCACCAUCAUCAUCACCCCUCUGCGACGCCGGGUCACAUGACCUCCUCGCACCCCCAUAGUACCAGCAUGCACCAGAGCAGCAGCAGUGGGUCAGGAGGGGGAGGAGGUGGUGGGAGCAGUGACGGUGGAGGGGCUGAGAAACACGGACACACUGCCUCACUUCCUGUUUCACAGGGAACGGCACACCAUCACGCCAUGGCAUCAAGCAACGGGAACUUCCUUCCUGGAUACAGUGGCGGAACAGACUGUGGCGUCAUGAACAAGCAGGGACACACCCACGCGGACAUGAUAGGCCUAUCAGAGGGUGGCAGCUGCAACGGAGGAGGGGUUAUGGGUGGCAGCUUCCUGGGGGGGCUGGGACUACCUCCCGGGGUCAUUGUUAUGGCGAUGGGGUCAGCAGGGGGCGGGAUCUCAGACGCUAGCAGCGCCUUUCAGAUGACAGGCGGCCAGCGGGCGCUAACAGACUGCCAGCAGCAUGCCAACUCCUCCCCCUGCCCCUCCUCCUCCUCGCCCCCAUCAUCAGGCAUGACAGCGGCGGCCGUUUCCCUGUCGUCAUCAUCAUCUUCGUCAUCCGGGACGGUGGCUAAAAGAAAGAGGAAGCGGUGUGGCGUGUGCGGGCCGUGCAGGCGGCUCAUCAACUGUGGCGUCUGCUCAUCGUGCCGCAACAGGAAGACGGGUCACCAGAUCUGCAAGUUCAGGAAGUGCGAGGAGCUGAAGAAGAAGCCGGGGGGAGGAGGGGGGGUGCUGGAGCGGCCUCCCUCUGUCCCAGCCAGUGAGGCAUUUCGUUGGUUCUUCUAGCCUUCCCUCCGCCAACAGAACCAAAAUCUGGAGGCCUAGCAGGAAGUCACCAUCACACGGACUGCAAAAUCAGCAAAAGGACUACAACCUCUGGAACUGAAAUUGAUUCUCUGCGACAGGAUUACAAUUUCAUACUGUAUGGAUGACAGUUUGAGACUAUAAAUCCCACCUCAGCUGGAACAGGGAGUAGCUAGACAGAAGGAGAGGAAGAGGGGGCAGUUUGGUCACAGGCAACCGGACUUGGCCAAUUGAUGUGGUGAUGCCAUAAUUGCAUGUUUUUCCCAAGAUUGUGUAAAGGUAAAUUUAUAAAUCAAUUCUUAAAAAGGCGCACACAGAAUGUCCAGACCAUAGCAAGCUAACUCGCUAGAACAGAUACUAGUCUGUAUUUGUACUGGCUAAACAAACUUGUUCCAGACCUCUAAAUUGUCUAUCACUUCUCCUAUUUGCUUUUCUUAACAAACAGUUCAGGCCUUGACUAUUGAAAGGACAGGCCGCUAAGUAGCCACAUAAAAAUAAUCUAUAAAUUCUGUAGCUCUAAUCUAUUACAUAAAAAUUUCGAAAAGCUCAGGUUGUUCCAUUGCAAGCUUGACUGGAUGAAUAUCGAAACAUUAACGGUUCUCUUACGGCUUACUCAUAGAGUUGCAAUCAAUUCAAAGACUAGUGCUGGAACAAAGCUGCCACUAUGUCUGUAGCUAGGCUGUUCUUAAAAUUACAUGAAAUUGUAUCAAAACUACAUCUUUGAGGGUAUAUGAAAUCUGACAUCUACUAGUGAAAAUGCAAGAGUAUUGCCCUGUACCUCUACUUUUAGCAGUUCUUUGGAAGGUUCCAGUACAAUCCAAGCUUGAAGGAGCCAUGCAGAUUGUAGAUCCCAUUUCAGCCAAGAGAAAACUGGGAACUCCCACGGGUAACUGAAAAAUGUUGCAGACAUUGGGAGAAUAAUACCCUGCAUAAUUUGCUAUCAAUGCAACCUGACCCCGAAAAACAGAAAAUAGAGGCAUGACAUCAAAGAUCAAUAAGCCAACAGCAGAGAGAGUGUUCUGUACCUGCUUUCAACAGUAGAUGUUAGAUUUGGGAAGUUGGGCUUCUUUGUAAGCUUGACCAGAUGUUUUGGCCAGAUGUUCUGGUCACGUGAUUGCUCUGGCAAAAGCGGGUGGUGUUAUCAAUAAGGUAGAUUAUCCAUUUCAGAUCCCAGUAUGGACCUCAACAUGAAGUUUACCUUAGCCUGGUGUACCUCAUGUAGCCUUGAUUUAAAAAUGUCUGAAAAUAAAAGAAAAAAAAGGAUGGAAAAAGGCAAUCAAAGCAGUGUUUUUGUAAGUUCCAGAACAGUCUUGACAAUCUCAUUCACAUAAACAUGUAUUAAUUACAUAUAAAUCAUUUUAAGUGCCAACAUUGUGACCGUUUUAUCUAUUUCCUCUAAUGUGUUAUGUAGCUUUUCUGUAAAGGUCCAUCAAGUCACAAAGCCCAAAGUCCACACCAAAGGAAGGUAGUCUCUCCCAGAAGAAGAAAAGCCCAGUUUGUAGCCUAGGAUUUCCUGUUGUUACUUAUAGACAUCAUUCUGAAAUAACAAUAUAUGCCAGUUUGGUCCUGUUAAACUAAUGAUAAUGGAUUACUCUCACUGUAAUCCCCCUGACAGUAGGAAAAUCAUGUAGCUAACAUUACCUCACCUCUGACUGACCACCCACAGGAAAGAGCUAUCUGGAAAUAAUAAUCUUCAGUAAAUAUAAGAAAUUAUACAAACUUUAGUACCAAAUGUAAACCAGUUAACAGAUUUCAUGAAAUUCAGCAAUCUUGCUGACAAACAUAUUUUGCUAAUAGAAAAAAGUAUUAUGUUAAUAGUAACAUUAUUGCAAGAAUGCUUUGUGUACUGUGCAAUGUAGCAACUUUUUUUUUCUUUUUCCAUAACACUUAUAUUACCAGGAAGUAAAACAAUUGAGAUCAAACAUCUCUUUCUGGCUUCCUGGAUUUUGUGAGUGCCCUUAUCCUAAACAGGGAGCAUAAGUCUAGCCUGGUUUUCAGUUAUGGCAAUUAUGACAAAACCAUAGUUCUCAGAGAAAAGCUGUUCAAACAUGGGGAGAACAUGCAACAGGGCUUACCACUGAAGCAUCGUGCUGACGUGCUUUUAUAGAAGACUGUUCUUGUUCUGGGUCAAGGUCCAAACUCCUUAAUCUGGAUUUCUUUUAAGAAUAACAUAUCUUUAAGGUAUGUAAGCGGUGUUCACAUAAACAUCCAAGACAUUACCAGUGAAAAGCUGAUUGUCUGAAAGUUCGAAGUAAAUAGAAAAAAUAACUAUACCUGAUUAAAUUGGCUACUCUUCCUUUCAGGGUGUUCAAAUUCAUGUGUAGCCCAACAUGGCUUAGGUUGCAUAGUGGAAGUCAUCCUCUAACCCCUCAGGACCCUGCCUCGGGAUGUUGGAGCAGAACUCUGCAUUGGCAGCCUGACACCUGAGAGUGAACUCAGGGUGCACAACACACUUUUUGCCAUAAUAUCAACUAGCAUGGUAGUAGAACUCCUGAUCUGACCUUUGAGCUUUAAUUCUUCCACAUUCUGCUCUCUCACAGUUGCACUUUUUGAUUUUAGUAUAAUUUUGGUCAGCUGUAGUCAGCUGUAGUCUUGCUGUCUUGAGAUGUCCGAUAAUGUGAACAGAAGCCGUAUAUAUGGUAUAUAGUUUGUGAUCAUGGCACAGAUUAUGUAUGUUUGUGUACAGCCUUCACAAUCUGUGAUAAAACUGUCACCUGCUUCCUCUUCUUCUUCCUCCUCCUAGCAAACCACAAACCCCAUUGUAGCCAAACCAGGAAGAAUCAGGACUUAACCACAGAAACAAUUACAGUCUGACCAAAACCGGAUGACACGUUAACCUCAAAGGGAAAAAAAAUCACCACAGAGAGGAUACAAACUGACCUCAGCAGGACGUGAUUCAGGACUGUUAUUAAGGACUACAACUUCACCACAGUAGGACUACCACAUCACUGUUAUCUGUCUCUUCUGUCUACCUCCUCCUCAAGAACAUUAAAGGCACCUUGAUUGAUUCUUAUUGGGCUCUGUUCAUGUUGGUACGGCAUGAUCUGCUUCUUAACUCUCUAGAUGGUCCGGAGCUGAUCUGCCUCUUGUGGAAUCUGGUGUUUAGAUUUUGUAUUUGCAAGUGUACUCUGCUGUCUAAAUGAGUCGUGAAAUGUCUGAAUUUAUUUUAUUUGUCUAGAUUUAAUGGAAAGUUCUCAGGGUGCAGUCACACUUCUGGUUUAUAUGAACUACAGUAGACUGAACACAAAACUCACUUUGUUGCAUUUUUUUUUUUACAUUUGAUUAAAAGGUGGCAGUUGAAGGUUUGAAAUUCCUGUCUUCACUAAAAGCUUAAAAUGGCAAGAUGCAUUUUUAGAGAAGUAUGGAUCAGAAAAAUUGCUCUCAAGUUACACCUCCAGUCCUGAAUAUUCAGAUCUCUAAAGUUCAUAUCUAUGAGACCCCUGCCAGGACCUCCAAGAGAGUUCAGAACCAGUUUCCCUGUACUUGUAUCUGGGCAUAUUGUACCACACAUGAUGACCAGUAGGAUCCAGAACAGAAGAACUCACCUGCAGUUUAUUUGUGGCACAGGGACUCACCUUUGGAUCAUCUGGAGAGCUCUGAGGUUCUGAGUAUAACUCUGGGACUAAAAGGAACUGAACUGAACUAAAAGAUCAAAUCAGAACAUUCCACACACACAGAAAAAAUAAUGUGAUUUCCAACACGUCUGUAGGCCAUUGAUAACAUGCCCUAUGAGACUUUGUGCACAAAAACCUUUAUUACUGUUAACAAUAAUUUGUCUUAUAAAAUGAUUGGACGGCAGAAUCCAUAGCCUUCUUAAAGUCUUAUUUUAAAAUAUUAUCUUCACGAAUGUUGAGCAAUCUGCCAUCAACAGACAUUUGAUAUGCUAUAUGGAUGAAAGUACUGGGCCAACCACACAUUAGGAGCUGCUCGACCAUGGAAACCCAUGCCAUGAAGCUUCUGGUGCUGUAUUUUGCUGAUGCUAGAGGCCUACUCUUUGUAAUGUUUAAAAUGUUUGUGGAGAGACGCUGCAUGGCUAAGUGCUUGAUUUUAUACACCUGUGGCAAUGGAACUGAAAAAACCUGAAUUUACUGAUUAGGAAGUGUGGCCCAGCACUUUUGUCCAUAUGGUGUAUCUGGAAACAGUCAAGAAUGUUAGCCAUUUCACAUGUUUUCUGGGUUGGAUCACAUAACGUUUAGAAGAUUUUCAUUAUAACACACUCUUAUUACUUCAUCAUUUAUCUACUCAGUAGAUAAGUGAUUUGUAAAUAAGAAAGGAGAACAUUAACCCCUGAAAUACAUAAAUGUGAUUCCAGCCAGACACUAUAAAAAAGUGGAUGUAGAUAGUGUAAUGUCAUCCACUGGUUUUUGAAAUCCUGGGAAAAUUAUUUCUAAAUCCCCAGUCACGCUUGUCUACAAAUGGUUCAGUGACCUGAUGGCAACCUGAUGGUUAGCGAAAACUUCCUUGUGAUUGCUUUGGUCACUGGCAGAUUGCAGUGGUCAUAAUUUGGAUGAAUGUGACAGACUUGUCUACAAACAGUAGUCAGUUACCGUCCGAGCUACAAGUAAACUGAAAAGAAGGAUGCAAACUGGAACUGGAUACUAUUUGCCUUCACGAAACCGAACUUUUACUUUAGAGGCAAACAUUCUCCCUUUCUGGUUUGCUUCAAACUUUUUCAAGUUUUACUACCCUAGCAGCCUAGCAGUUAGCAAGUAUUUGCAAACAAACAUGAAAAACUUUAGUCAACUGUGGAAUUUGGUAGCAACCAAAUUUAACAUCAGGAGGUUUUUGGUGGUGGAUCUUUUUUUUUGCAACAGAUUACACCCAGUGUGCAGCAGAAACAUUGAGGAACCACUACCAACUAGUUGGGAAAAACAAAUUUCCUUAGCUACCAAUACAGCAAAAUUGGUUGUAUCACAUCCAACACUGAAGACAACUCUCGAGCAAAGUGUGCAUAACAUCAUAUAAGAAACUUCAACGGGACCGUAAGUCUUUCUGCAACCCUAGCUACCACCAUCUAGUGGCUUUCAGAUAAAUUGCAGUGUUUAGGUAGUUGGGCAUUGGCUUCAUUUUUCCAACCUGAAAAUACAUCCGUAUUUUAUACUAUGGUCCUGUGUAGCUGAUCAGUACUUCGACAAAGUGGUCUUUAGGUGAAACACAAAUACUGAACUAUAUUUUCUAACACUAUAUUUGUUGAAUUUUGACCAGAAAGAAGAAAUAACAGAAGACAAAAAAUAGUAACCACAACCUGAUCCUUUUGUUCCACAGACAGCAAGCCCAAAAAUUCAGAUUUAAUAAAGAAAAUCUUUAUUAAUUUUUAAUUAUUUCAAAGAGCACAUAUUUGUGUUAAUUUGUUGCAAAUAAUCUGACAUCAUCAGCAUAUAGCCAUGUAGCUUUAUGCUCAAUGCAUCCUCCUAUUAUUCCAUAAAUAUAUGAGUGUGAUGCCAUCAUGAUUGCUUGCUCUGACAUGUUGACAAAUCUGUACCUGACAAAUCUGGCGACAGCAUCUUGUAAUAGAAACUGGCAGUAAAAUAUUUUAAAUGUUUUAUUUGGACGUUCACGUCCAUAACAGACUGCACCACUAGUAGGUCAGAAUUUCAACUUCAAAGAAAAUGUCUUGAUAAUUACUAGAUGAUUUGGUGUUAAAUUUGUACAAAGAUUCAGGUUUCCCGCUGAAUGAUUCCUAUUAGUUUGUUUGUGGCUGGUUUCAGUUACUACCAUCAGUGUGUUGAAGUUUCUGCACCUGCCGACGUGUUGGAAAUACAGAUUACUUUUAUUUUGACGUAAGCCUGUCUAAUUUAUUUUUGGAGGAAAAUGUUCCGUUGCUUCAUUGUCAGAAUCAAACAUCCCCUUUUUCUCAGGUUGGCUGAGGUGUCGAAGGUGUUGACGGGGGGUUUGAGGGAGGAAGGGGGCGUUUGUUUAGUAUGUGUGUCCUCCUCCUCAUGUAUUCUGUCUCUGUGACCUCCUCAUGUGCUGAAUUAUAAUAAAGCAUUUCAAAGAUUAGCUGCAAGUGUGUGACAGACACGCAGUGGAUGUCAGGUGAUUGCAUCAUACAGUAUUGUUUGUAAUGAUGUGUGUGAGAGGGAGAGUGAGAGAGCUGGAGGGGAGGGGGAGAGUGAGAGCAGGCAGGCAUGAAAAUGAACAAUAUGUUUUCUUGUGUUUGUGUGAAAUUCUCUGCCAGUGUACUGCUGCCACAAGAUGGAAGCUGAGUGUGUGUCUAAGAGUGUCUAUGUGUGCGCGUGGGCUUCUCAUCUCAGUAAUGGUGUUGCUAUCAGAAAAAGAGAGAAAGACUGAAAGGCUGGUUGUCCCUGACGACAGUGUUCCGUGUUGCCUAGCAACAGCGCUAACAAUGGCCCACCACCAGUGUUCUAGAAUGUGGGCGUGGCCUGACAGAUAGAGACGGGUUGAGUGAUAGAGGAGGGCACUUUUCUCUCAGCAGAGUUUUCAGCCCAUUAAUCUCGUGAUAAACAGCUGUGACAUGAAUGAUUGAUGUU
Messenger RNA from Neolamprologus brichardi, 8538 nucleotides. RefSeq lists its product as uncharacterized. The record is from RefSeq and is a predicted model, not a curated record. Gene Ontology annotation, cellular component: nucleus. Gene Ontology annotation, molecular function: methyl-CpG binding; zinc ion binding. Lineage: Eukaryota; Metazoa; Chordata; Actinopteri; Cichliformes; Cichlidae.